Molecule: messenger RNA, 366 nt
Organism: Durusdinium trenchii
Lineage: Eukaryota; Dinophyceae; Suessiales; Symbiodiniaceae
Source: the annotation of a GenBank genome assembly
AUGGAGACUUCGCCACUGAAAGUUGCCAUCAUCGGUGGUGGGUUGGGUGGGCUGACUUUGGCCAAGACCUUGCUGCGCUCGGGCGAAGGCGAAGGCGGCGAAGGCUCAAACCGCGUGGAGGUGCGACUCUAUGAGGCCUGGGAUCAAUGGAAAGUCCGUGGGGGUGCACUGGGGCUGGCAGCAGGCGAGCGCAUUCUCAAGAGCUUUGGACUUGGAACGAAGCUGGCGGCUGUGGCCAAUGAUGGUCAGGACCUUUGCGUGCAAUAUCAUGCCAAUGGCACGAAGUUAAGCUCCUUGAACUUUACAGGAUGCAUGGCCAUGCGCACGGAUUUGCAGAAGCUCUUGGUGGACUCCCUCCCCCCCUGA